Passer domesticus (house sparrow) is the source of this 2099-nucleotide messenger RNA. RefSeq names its product E3 ubiquitin-protein ligase TRIM39-like. NCBI's taxonomy places the organism in Eukaryota, Metazoa, Chordata, Aves, Passeriformes, Passeridae. Gene Ontology annotation, molecular function: ubiquitin protein ligase activity; protein binding; zinc ion binding. The record is from RefSeq and is a predicted model, not a curated record. The coding region runs from base 252 to 1724 and encodes 490 amino acids. Gene Ontology annotation, biological process: protein ubiquitination. Gene Ontology annotation, cellular component: cytoplasm. The transcript has 6 exons.
GCCGGGCUGGAGGCAGUCCCAGCCUUUGGGGCCGGCUGCAGCUGUCCCGGCCGGUGCCAGCUCCUCCCCCCGCAGCACGGAGGCUCCGUGGCCGGUGCUACCCGGUGGCGAGGCCGGCUCGUCCUCCAGGCUUUCAUGGCGCUGCUGGUUCUUGCUCACCGUGGGGCUGUGCCAGCCAUGCCUGCCUGCGAGCUCGCCUUUGCUGGUUGACGAGGGGCGAGGGAAGUGCCCGUGGAGACCAGCGGGCCACCAUGGCGCUGGCAGGUGCCCUGGAGCGGCUGCAGGAGGAGGCCAUUUGCCCCAUCUGCCUGGAGUACAUGAGCGAGCCGGUCAGCAUCGACUGCGGCCACAACUUCUGCCGAGGCUGCAUCGCCAAGCACUGCCAGGACAAGGGGCUGUGGGCCGACGGGCCAUUCUCCUGCCCGCAGUGCCGGGCCUCCUGCCACCGCAGCGGCUUCCGACCCAACCGGCAGCUGGCCAACAUCGUGGAGAGCAUCCGCCAGCUGGGGCUGCGGGGCGGCCUGGGGCCCGAGCUGGAGCCGGGGACCCCCCUGUGCCCCCAGCACGAGGAGCGGCUGAAGCUGUUCUGCGAGGAGGACGAGGAGCCCAUCUGCGUGGUGUGCCGGGAGUCGCUGCAGCACCGCCCGCACACCGUGUACCCCAUUGAGGAGGCGGCGCACGUCUACAAGGUCAAACUCCAGAAAUCGCUGGAGAGUCUUUUAAAGGAAGUGGAGGAGGUGAAGAAGCGUGAGUCAGCAGAAAGGAUGAAAACCCAGGAGUGUAAGGAGACAGUAAAGAAAAAGCGGGAGAGGAUUGUAAGUGAGUUUGGGAAGCUGCAUCGGCUGCUGGCUGAUGAGGAGAAGCUACUGCUCCAGAAGCUGGAGGAGGAAGAGAAGCAGAUUCUGCUGCUGAUCAAUGAAAACCUGGCCCGGCUGGUGGAGGAGAAGUGCUUGCUGGAGGAGCUGAUCGUGGAGAUAAAGGGGAAGAGCCAGCAGCCAGCUGAUGGGCUGCUCAAGGACAUGAAAAGCAUCCUGAGUAGGUGUGAAGGGGUAAAGUUCCAAUCCCCCAGAGCUGUGUCUGUGACCCUGAAGGAAAACUACAGCAUUCCUGAGCGCUGCCUGGGCAUGAGGGACAUGCUGAAGAAGUUCAAAGUGGACGUGAUUCUGGACCCAGAGACGGCACACCCAGACCUCACUGUGUCUGAGGACCGCAAGAGCGUCCGGCGUGGGAGCAAGAAGCUGCUUCUGUCCCUCUUCGACAACCCCAAGAGGUUCGGCACCACCCCAGUGGUGCUGGGCAGUCCGGGCUUCUUCUCGGGCCGCCACUACUGGGAGGUGCAGGUGGGAGACAAGCCCGAGUGGGGCCUGGGGCUGUGCCGAGAGGCUGCCGGUCGGAAAGGCUCUGUCCUCUUCUCCCCCAACAAUGGUUACUGGGUGCUGCGGCUGCAAAAUGGGGGCACCUACGAGGCCCUGACCGUACCCAUCUCCCCCGUGACCCUGAGUGUGAGACCCCGGCGCGUUGGGAUCUUCCUGGACUAUGAGGCGGGAGAGAUCUCCUUCUACAACGUAAGCGACCGCUCCCACAUUUACACCUUCACUGACAAGUUCUCAGGCAAUCUCCGGCCUCUCUUUUUCUUGGGUGCCUUUUUGGGGGGCAGAAAUGCAGAACCCUUGGUGAUCUCCUGGGUCAGGGACCCACAGGGGACCGGAUGCAUCAUCUUGUGAGAAUGGCUGCCCUGGUUUGUCACUGGUGGGCAGAGACCUGCGAGCCCAACCAGCUUCUCCCAGUGAGUGGGGCAGUGCUAGGCGAAAACCUCAGUGCCCUGGUGAGUGUUCUGGCAGGAUUCUCACAUGGUUCUGGCUGCUGGGGUGACCUGCCAUGUGUGACACCCACUGUGUGCCAUGUGUUGGGAAGGCACUUUGCAGCAGGAAUGUGCCAUAACCCUCUGUGCCACUAGUGGGGACAGGGGGGUCCCCUGAUCACUGAUGCCCUGAUACUCAUCUCACAGGCUGCUGGAGCAGGGUAUGUGCCCAGCCUGCCAUGUAGUGCUUUGAUGUGAAUUGUAUUGGAAUAAAGCAAUAAAGGCUUGAUUUGAGGAA